Molecule: messenger RNA, 1216 nt
Organism: Coffea arabica (coffee)
Lineage: Eukaryota; Viridiplantae; Streptophyta; Magnoliopsida; Gentianales; Rubiaceae
Source: RefSeq, a predicted model, not a curated record
AAAUGAUUGCCAACUCUUUACGAUAUCCUAAUUGCUGCAUGAUAUCCAUCAACGGGGGCUUAGGCCAAAAUUCAUCAACGCGCUGGCAAUCAGAACCCAGAAUAGGACAUGAAAAUGUUAUCUGAUGCGUCAUAAACAGGUUUAAAGGUACGAGGAACAUGCAACAGACAAGCAAGCAAAUUCCACCUAAUCUACCGUUCUUCUCACAGGAUUAGUUAAGGUAGUUGAGCUCCAAAACCACUCAAAACCCACUUUUUUUUUUAUUCAAAACAUUCAUCCUCACCUAUAAAUUCCCCUCUUUGAUCGAUCUCUUUCUCAAGUUUUAACAGCAAGUUUCUCAGCCAAAAUCAGCAAUUCUAAUCAUUCUUCCUACAGUGCAAUUAAUAGGACACAAUAAGAUACUAGUGCAACUAAUCAUGGCUCUCCAGCAGUUAUUUCCAGCUUUAUCCAUUGCCUUGGUGCUUCUAUCUUUGCCUGUUUAUGGCCAGAUCAAUUCACCUUGUACAACUUCGAUGCUCACCAGCUUCACUCCUUGCCUGAAUUUCAUUACCAAUAGCAGCACCAAUGGGAAUUCGCCUACUGCAGAUUGCUGCAAUGUAAUUAAGGCAUUCAUGGCCAACGGCACAGGCUGUCUCUGCCUUGUUGCAACUGGAGGCGUUCCCCUCAACCUUCCCAUCAAUCGAACUCUCGUCCUCUCCCUCCCCCGCACCUGUAACCAGCCUGGUGUACCCCUUCAGUGCAAAGCCUCUGUAGCACCUAUUCCUGCUCCAGGCCCUCUAGCUGGUGGACCUGCAGUGUCACCUGCAGCUAAUCCUCCUACAGGUACUAUGUCACCUGCAGCUGCUCCUCCUACAGGCUCUGUGGUUCCCCAGGCUGGCUCUCCAACAUUGGCACCAGAGGCUGAAACAAAUCCAGCUUUGACUCCACCAUCUUCAACUACAAAUUCAGGAUCUCCAGCAGGGAAUUCAGGCAACCGACAGUCUCUGACCCCAUCAGCUGCCUCAACACUGAGUUUUUCACCAUUGCUUCUGCUAGCUGUGAUCGGAGCAAUUGCCCUGAGGAAUUAUUGAUCUGAUGCUAGCACAUUUUGUCAAGUCGAUUGAGCACUUGUUAUUCUUUGUAUUAUAGAUUAUUGCCUUAGAUUUGUAUAAUUAUUAUAGUUGUGGAGUUGAAAGUUCGCUAUUCAUUGUGAGAAAAUAUCAGAUCCUUCUGUCCA